This is a messenger RNA of Osmia lignaria (orchard mason bee), 1188 nucleotides long. RefSeq lists its product as uncharacterized. The record is from RefSeq and is a predicted model, not a curated record. NCBI's taxonomy places the organism in Eukaryota, Metazoa, Arthropoda, Insecta, Hymenoptera, Megachilidae.
GGUCCACUUUAAUGCCGGUGGACGAGUAGGAUUUUCCGGGGAGUGGGCCAGUAGCCACGGCGAAAGUGCCGGUAUAUAUGCCAGUGAUUGGCGCAGUGUAGCUUCAGUGUGCACCUCCGAACGAUACCAUGAGCACUCCACAGAAGCUUAUAAUACUCGCCCUGGUGGCGACUAGCCUGGCCGGCGAGGCAAAGCAGUCGGACACGAAAGCCACUGUGGAGACGAAAGAAAAGAGCAAGCGAGGAUUGGAACUGAGCUUGGGUGGCUAUGAGAGCUACGGACUGGGAGGACACGGACUGAGCUAUGGAGGAUUAAGCUACGGAGGAGGCUUUGGCGGAGGUCUAGGCGGAGGUCUAGGUGGAGGUCUAGGUGGAGGCGGCGGAGGAGGCGGCGGCGGCGGCGGCGGCGGUGAUAAUGGCCGCAUAACUGGAAUCACCAUCCACCGAGAGAAUCAAGUACGCGUACCACAGCCGUACCCGGUCGAGAGAAACAUACCCGUACCAGUCGCAGUCCCCGUUAAGGUUCCAGUCGAGCGUCCAGUUCCGGUCCACAUACCAAAACCUUAUCCAGUCCCAGUAGAAAAGCAGAUCCCUGUGCCGGUGGAGAAACCAGUUCCGGUACCGUACAACGUGCCCGUCAAAGUACCCGUGUCGGUUCCUUACCCGGUUAGCGUACCGGUAAAGGUUCCAUACCCGAUCGAAAAGGAGGUCCCCUAUCCAGUCCAGGUCCCUGUGAUCGUUAAAGAAUCCUAUCCUGUACUGGUCAGCAGUGGCCACGGUGGUGGUUUCGGAGGCGGUUUGGGUGGCGGCUACGGAGGAGGAGGUUACGGAGGUGGUUACGGAGGUGGACACAGUUUUGGUGGUCAUGGACUAUCUGGACUCAGCCUGCACCAUUAGAUACGGAUGAAACUCGUCGACAGAGAUCUUCAUCCACACUCAUAUAUUUGUAUAUAAUGAUUAUAUUUUUGUAUGGAAAAUAAAUUUUUUAAAUUAUUAAACGAUGUCUAUACGUUUCACGUAUGUUGAUUAAAGUAAUCGACCUGAUUUCAUGUAUUUUUCUUGCGAGUUAGCGAAUAAUAUUAUGUUUUUUGAAUUUGUGAUGUCUGCCUGUGCUUGAACACCACAAGCAUUGGUAUAUUAAAUAUUCUUCAAAAAUAUGUCUGAAUUUUAAUUAAAAGCGAGAGAUUUU